CUGUGGCUUAAAGCCAUCACGGAGCCGCUCUGGAGGAGAUGCAUUCUUUAUUCUGAGGAGGGGAGGAGGGACAGGAGAGAGAGAGGGGGAGAGAGAGAGAGAGGUGAGCGGAGAAGGCACGUCGCACUAUCAGCUGAAUCCAUCUAAGAAAACAACUCGCAGGGAGUCCGGGUCUGAGCUGCGCCAGGCACUGAAAGGCAAGUCUGACCUCCCCACCAAAAACAGCGCACAGGACGGACGCAGCUGGCCGUCAUGGCCCGUGGCGGAUCAGGCGGCGGACAGUUCGGCGAGUGCGUCCUCACCGUUCGGCCAGAGUGUGGAAGGCGAGAGAAGUGCCCCCUGCCGCUGUCUCCGGUGCUUUUGCGCCGCUCACGGUGUUGAGUCGAAGCGGAGGGAGCUCUCCUUUUAGAAGCUGGGAAAACGCAGGAGAGAAAAAAAAAGUACCGACGGCAGUGCGGACGGACUCGCAGCCACAUCCGAGAGACACACACGGGGAGGCAGAAGGGGACAUAACCCAUGCGGGCAAAUAUGCUCCUCCGUAGAGUCGCCGGGUUCGAGCUGCUCGUAGGAACCGACUCGCACAAACGUCGCCGAACAGAGCUUUACGCACGGGUUUGCAGCAGGACCGCAUGAAGGACGGAGGCGUAAAGACGGGGGAAAAGUUGACUGCGGUUGCGGGGUUUGCGAUGGAUAAAGGCUCAGCAAAGGUCUCUGGAUCCAAAUGUCACCCCCCUUGGACUCUGCCCUGGUCUGGGACCAGCAGUGUGUGACGGACAGGCGAGCGGAGCCUGCGGUGGCACUCAAAUUGGCCCUGGCUGAGCUCUGCAUGGAGCAGCGAGAGAAGAGUCCUGCUAUGGUCUGAUGUCUCAGCAUGGAUGGAGUCAGUCGGAGGCCUGGCCACCACUAAUGAGACCAUCGCUCUUCGGCUGAGGACUAGCAUUUACAGGAUUACUCCCACAGUUUCCUGCUCUUUUCCCAGCUAACUGCAUCAUUACUUAACAAUCUUAGUUGGACUUUUUUAUAUAUUUUCAUGGGUCUGGUUUUUGGUGGAUAUAUACGUCAUUUGCCUCUCUGAUUUUCAUUUUUUUAUUCCCUCCCGCCAGUUUUUUUUUUUUUUUUUAUUGUUGGUUUGCCUUUUUUCCCCCCUGUUUGUUUUUCCACUAUGGAGUUUCUGGCUGGACCCUGGAAUAAAGAUUGGGCUUCGUUCUUGCAAUUUUGGUUGACUGUCAUCCUAAGCCUCCAAAUGCAAUUCAGCCCAGGUGCCUCUUGUCCGCAAGAGUGUCGUUGUGACAAAGGGUUUGUGUACUGCAACGAACGCAGCCUGACAUCAGUGCCUCUGGGGAUACAGGAGGGCUACAAGGUCCUCUACCUCCACAACAACCAGAUCAACAAUGCUGGUUUCCCUGUGGAACUUCACAAUCUGGUCUCCGUAGAAACUGUGUACCUGUACGGCAACCAGCUGGACGAAUUCCCUGUGAAUCUGCCCAAAAACACCAAGGUCCUGCACCUCCAGGAAAACAAUAUCCAAACAAUCUCCAAGGCAGCUCUUGCCCAAUUGACUAAACUAGAGGAGCUACACCUUGACGAUAACUCCAUCUCCACAGUAGGGGUGGAAGAAGGGGCCUUCAGGGAGGCGGUAAGCCUCAAACUCCUCUUCCUCACCAAGAACCACUUAAGCAGCGUUCCCAUUGGUCUUCCCGAAGACCUGAAGGAGCUGCGGUUAGAUGAGAACCGCAUUGCUGUCAUUGCAGAGGAGGCCUUCCAGAAUGUGACACGUCUACAGCGCCUCCUGCUGGACGGGAACCUGCUGACAGAUGAGGGCAUCGCACCAGGGACCUUCCAGGACCUGGCCACCCUCCGUGAGUUGGCUCUGGCCCGCAAUUCACUAACUUUCCCCCCUCCUCUCUUGCCCAGCCAGUCGCUGGUCAAACUUAGCCUACAGGAGAACCAGAUCGACCAGAUCCCCGUGGCGGCGUUUGCGGGUCUAAACAGGCUGGAAAGACUGGAUAUCUCCAGCAACCAGCUUCAAACUCUAACACAAGGUGUGUUUGAUGGCCUGUCCAGCCUGAGGCACCUCAUAGUGCGAAACAACCCGUGGCGCUGUGACUGCACCGUAAAAUGGGUGGUGGUGUGGCUCAAAUCGCUGCCUUCCUCUGUCAACGCCCGCGGGUUUACGUGCUCGAGUCCGGAGAAGGUGCGUGGCAUGACAAUCAGAGAGCUCACGCUGGAUAUUAUUGAGUGCCCCAUUCAACCCGACCAGCCGCCCUGGCCCACCCUCCGCUCCACACCCCCUCCCCCACCCACCACCACCCCUGUCACCACCAUGAUUUCCACCCUCAUCACUUCAUCCAUCCCUUACUACUUUGACUCCCCCUCCCCCACGCUGCCCCCCUUACUUAACAACCCUGCCGGACCCCUGCCUCCUUACGAGGACCCUCUUCAGAUCUCCUUCCACGUGGUCAACUCCACCAACAUCGACGUGAGCUGGGCUUCCUACUUUACUGUCACCGCCUACAAGGUCACUUGGGUCAAAAGGGGCCAAAGCCAAAUCAACGAAGGAAUGCAGGAGAGGACGGUGAGCGGGGACCUGCGGCGCAUCAGCCUCACCAACCUGGAUCCCCGGUCUGUGUAUCGGAUCUGCGUGCACGUCCUGGACACCCUUAAUUCCUAUAGGCCUGGGGAGGAUACUAUAUGCUCCGAGGCCAGGACCAAGCCGCCAGUGACCACCAAGCCUCCGGGCAGAGAGCAGGCUCCUCAGGACAGCAUCAGCUCCACGCUGCUAAUGGCUGGGAUCAUAGGAGGGGCUGUUCUUAUCGUCCUGGUUACGCUGCUCAGCUUGUUCUGCUGGCACAUGCACAGGAAGAACCGGUCGUCUUCGACCAAGUGGAAAUACAACCGCGGCAGGAGAAAAGACGACUACUGCGAGGCUGGAACCAAGAAGGAUAACUCCAUUCUGGAGAUGACUGAGACCAGUUUCCAGAUAGUGGCGCUGAACAAUGAGCAGCUGCUCAAGGGAGAUUUCCGCAUCCAGCCCAUCUACACUCCCAACGGGGGCAUUGGAUUUAGAGACUGUCACCUCAGUAACAACAGCAUAGCCUACUGCAAGAGCAGCAACGUGCCCAGUACAGAGUUCUGCCACACGUGAUGCUGCAGACACUCAGUACAGCAGCAUACACACACACACACACACACACACACACACACACACACACACACACACACACACACACACACA
Molecule: messenger RNA, 3235 nt
Organism: Maylandia zebra (zebra mbuna)
Lineage: Eukaryota; Metazoa; Chordata; Actinopteri; Cichliformes; Cichlidae
Gene: flrt2
Product: fibronectin leucine rich transmembrane protein 2
Molecular function (GO): protein binding
Source: RefSeq, a predicted model, not a curated record